Molecule: messenger RNA, 2044 nt
Organism: Scleropages formosus (Asian bonytongue)
Lineage: Eukaryota; Metazoa; Chordata; Actinopteri; Osteoglossiformes; Osteoglossidae
Exons: 3
Coding region: 600-1724 (374 amino acids)
Source: RefSeq, a predicted model, not a curated record
GGGUCUAAAGACAGCAGCUUCAGUCACUAUGCUACCAGCUGUUUGAGUUGACAAUGACCAUGUUCAGAGUGGACAAAUGGUGACCGUGCGGUCAGUGCGCUUGGGCUGAGAAGCGAAGGCAGUGGGUGUGAAGCAUGCCUGGCCCCCCGCAGUGCAGUACUGUGAGUGUAAGAGUGGAGUUGCAGGUAAACUGAUCGCUCAGAAGCCGCUCCACGUCUCACCGCUGGGCCCAGUCAAGGUGUUUGUUUCAGUACUGAAUAAUUGAACAGUAUGACGACUGUAUGGUGCAGCUGAUUUGAGCCUUUUUCUCCUAAAAAGCCACAUGGUCCUGUGGAGAGGUGACCACGCAGUCCGAACGCUUGCCGUGACCACACUGCUUAGGGAACCUGGGACAGACGGAGCAGCGGCCAGCAGGGCGAGAAGCACAGAGGAGGAGUGACCAUGUGGCAAGGAGAGAUGGGGCUGAGGGCGGAGCUGGCCGUGGCCGCGGGUCCGACCCACCGUAAUCAAAGCCCGGUCACCUGGUCACCAGCAAAGGCAGGACUGCUGGCAAAGGGAGGGCUUCCAUCUGCGGAGACCGGGCUCCAGGUUUCAGCCAGAUGAGCUCCGUCCAGAGUCUGUCCAUGUGCAGUGGGCUGCCACCCGAGGGGGUACUGGGAGGCCAAAUGGGGGCGCCGUCAGACGAAGGGGACGUGGGGGAGGGCUGCAGCGUCCGCUCUGUGAGCCCGUCCCCGGUGGACCUGCCGGGCGCUGCGCCGGACGUCAGCCCAGCUGGGUUUGUCCUGUUGGAUGGCGACAGUGUGGACGGAGCACCGCACCACACCUCGCCCCUGGAGUCCAUCACCGAGUUGGAGGAGACACAGGAGUCUCCUGAGGGUCGGAGCACGGAGGUUGGAAUGCAGAGCUACAGUGGAAGCCCCCCGCUAAAGCUUGGGGAGAGGGAAACUAUGGCUGGGGACGCUUUGAAGGAUACGGGAGAUGUUUCCCACUCAACAGCCGGGGACACCCGAGACGAGAGGGACGAGAUGAAGACCCCGUCGGUAGAGCUUCUAAAGGCCCCGAAAGGCACCUCUUUAAAUGGAUUCUUCAGGGUAGAAUCUGGAGAAAUCACCCCAGGGGUCACUUGGGAAGGAGGAGAGAGCUGCUCCGUGAGCAGGACCCAAACACACCUGCAGCUCGGCGGACCAAAGUGGACGGAAUGCCACGAGACACGCCGUGACAUCCCCCUGCAGGACCCCCAGAAAGAGAUGAGUCAUGUGUUCCUCAAGGCAAUGGGCUCGAGGGAGAGGGUUCGAGAGCUUAGUGACGAGAGUCCUGGCCGAAGGAUCGAGCAGCCGGAGGGUGAUGUAUCUGAUGGCUCUCUUAUCGCCGUCUUGACAGAGUGCAAAUCCAAAGUGGAACAGCUGGAGGAGCUCAAGUGUACAUCGAUGGACCUGAGAGUGCAGCUCCAGGUUGCUCAGGGCACGGCGGCCUUCCUGCAGCGGCGGAUGCUGCUCCUGGAGGAGGCGCACAGGCUGAAGCAGCAGGAGGUGCUGGAUCUCACACGGGCGCUCCACGACGCAAGGGAAGCCCUGUGGGAGAAGAGCGCCGAUGCCCCCAGCGGGGCAACAGGGGGGAAACGGGAGAGCGGGGCUCAUGCCGAGGAGGCCCCGGCCAACGGCAACGCUGCGGUGCACUCUCCCACGCAGCCCCGCCCACACUCAAGGGUGUGCGCCCUUCUGUGAUCGCAGCCCGAUGGCACCAUAUCUAACACCAGCACCGCCGCCUCAUUUUGUAGAGUGUCAGUGAGGGUCCCACGGUUUCACUCCACUAGCAAAGGCUGACUUCCCUCAUCAAGUCAAGUACUGAGAUGCGGAGGUUAGAAUAAACCCCCCCACCCGGCAAGUGGAACUUUGAAUGAAAACAAAAAACUGAGUGAAACUGAGAAACUCAGAAGAGCUUCCUUCAGUAAGUCACCUGUUUCACAUAUUGACUCUUCCACAAAUUUCAUUCCAUUAUUUUUCCCUCAAUUUAUUUUUUUUUUUGGCAUCUGUAAUUAUGAUAC